AUGACGUCCUCGAAAGGGUUUAAGACUAUUGUUGUCGAAGGUCCCAAGAACAGUAAUUUGGUCAUCACUUUUCACCGCACCUUUCGUAUCCCGGACGAUGGGAAACCCAAUAAUGUACUGCCAGAUUGUGGCAGAUUUCCGAUCUUUGACCUCGUGGAUUAUAAAUCUAAUUUGCCCAAUGAUUUGAUGGCCAAGGGCGGAGUAUUCAUUCCAAUUCGUCAGCAUGAGGCUAUGUGGAUCAAGUUCACCAGUGUUCAGAAAUUUGCCGUUCGCGUCUGGGUGGGUGGAGUUAAUGCUGUUUCUGGAGAAUCAAAGACUCCAGCGCUUUCGGAGCCCGGCCUCAACCAGUACAUUCCGAAGUCCCAAGACUAUAUCGUUGUACCCCAGCAGCAAUGGCUAAACGGCAUCGCUGAUGAAGAAGGUCGAGUUUCACAACUUGUCGCACCCCCAGUCGGAUCUGGAUACUCGAUUGAGAGGCAAAUCACAGGACUAAAUACUGCUGCUGACAUUGUCUUCGAGAUCUAUCCCAGCUUUGGCGAUACUGCUAACCCGAGAAUGCUCGAGUUAUUGAUCCUGGGACCACCAACUCCGACCAGGCUGAUAGCGCAUGAAGAUACGACCAUCGAGGAAGUUAAAGAGAUGAUCCGCGAUAUCGAAGGGACUCUUUGUGACGAGCAGCAGCUAUUCUCGUGGCAAGGAGUAUUGGAAGAUGGACGCACCUUGUCUGACUAUGGAAUCCAACAGUUACACGCAAUACGCCUAAAGAAGCGCCCUCGAGCUGGUGAUUCUCCCAGUGAAGCAGUGAUGGCGGAGGAGGCUGCUCGGUCAAAAGCAGAUCAAAUAGCUACAGAGAUGGCGAUUGUCCCUGGAAGGUUAAUUAAGGAGAGCCUCGUCGCUGAUACCUUGAAUCCGCUGUAUUGGAAUACCGAAAGGAAACUAGUUUUCAAUUUUCACCUACUUGACGCCUCCACAACGCCGAUGCUCGGUCUCGCUAUCCCUCCCACUCCCAUUAACCGGAAAACUUAUGCGGAAUUUGGGUACCCCUUCUUUGAAGAGUACGAGGAUCUAAACGUUUGCUUACCCGACGAGAACCCGAUUAUUUGGCCAGAAAUUGAGGGCUUGCCUCUUGGCCCAAAAGAUUCCCCAAGAAAGAAGGCCGACAAUCAAAUGAAACAUAGAUAUAUCAGAGUGCUUAAGCUCAACAAAGUUGAUAAAAUGCCAGGGUUCUUUCCCGCAAAAGCUCUAUAG
Messenger RNA from Glarea lozoyensis ATCC 20868, 1248 nucleotides. Its product is annotated as Ubiquitin-like protein. Gene Ontology annotation, molecular function: protein binding. The record is from RefSeq and is a predicted model, not a curated record. Bases 1 to 1248 code for a protein of 415 amino acids. Lineage: Eukaryota; Fungi; Ascomycota; Leotiomycetes; Helotiales; Helotiaceae. The transcript is spliced from 4 exons.